UCCACUCCAUGUUUUAAAUGCAAGUGCAGCGGCCGUCCCCCUGUCCAAAUCCAGCAGCCAAUCGCCAAAGAUGCCAGAACGCACAGCAAGAAACUUAACAUCUGGCAGACUUUUAUCAGCAAUGCCAGACUUCGUGUCGUCAACAGUGAUCACAAACAAUUACAAGUGCGGCAGGUUUAUUAUUUGUAUUUGACCGUUCCAAAAAAAAAAAAAAAAAAAUCCCGGGAAGUCAGCAACAUGUAUUAAUUGGCUCUCAGUCUUCGACGUCGAGUAAUUGUCUAGCAGAAGCGUCUUCGGGAAAUUGUGACAGCACCCGGCUCUGGUGGAAUGAUGUUGUCGCCGGAUUGUAUAGCACACGCUGUUCCGACUCUCCCCACACCUACACUUUAACCACAAUCUAUUGAACGCCCGGACAGGACGGUAGAGAAACUGGAUGGAAAGUUGAGAACGUGAGAUAGCGGCAUUACCACCCCGACUGCACCCCGUGACAAAAUGUGAAGUACCAUGGACAGCGAAUGAUGGCAGAACAAGACAUUUUGUUCCAAGUGGGUGUGACUGAGGAGCUGCAGAUCACCUAACCCUCCCCCAGCUUCAGUAACAAGAUGGAGCCAUAGACAUUCAAUGUAUUGACCAGAUAGCCAGCUCUGUGUGCUUUACACCUUCAAAGCUACAUAUGUUCCUGUUUUCUGGUACAUUAUGAACAUUCUUGAAAGGGCGUGCUCAAAGGCAGAACUUCCAUAGUAACUGUAGCAAUACAGACAGCACCAGAACCUACUGUUACCGACCAGAACUACGUAGACAAGUAAGUACGGAGGACUGAAGAAACACAAGAGCUGAACAUCUGGUCAGAGCAUAAAAUAUCUGUGAUGGAGCCCCUAGACAGGACUGACUGGGCCCCUUUUCCUGGGGACGUCAACCGUUCCACUGCCACCUUAUUAAGCAACGGCUCCAUGAACAUCUCUGGACAGAGCAUGCCCUUCCAGGGUGGCAGCACCAUGGUAACAGCAGUGAUCUCACUCACUGUGUUUGUCAUCGGCCUGACGGGCAACACGCUGGCCAUCUACGUGGUCCUGCGCUAUGCCAAGAUGAAGACCGUCACCAACAUCUACAUCCUGAACCUGGCAGUGGCGGACGAGCUCUAUAUCCUGGGCCUGCCCUUCCUCACCACCCAGAACGUGCUCUCCUAUUGGCCCUUCGGCUCUUUCCUCUGCCGCGUGGUCAUGACGGCCGACUCCAUCAACCAGUUCACCAGCAUCUUCUGCCUGACAGUCAUGAGCAUUGACCGCUACCUGGCCGUGGUCCACCCCAUAAAGAGCACCAAGUGGCGCCGGCCCCGGGUAGCCAAGGUCAUUAACGCCACGGUGUGGACGCUGUCCUUCGUGGUGGUGCUCCCCGUCAUCAUCUUCUCCGACGUGCAGGACCAGUUUAACACCUGCAACAUGAACUGGCCGGAGCCCAAGGCUGUCUGGUCCACUGCCUUCAUCCUCUACACAGCCAUCCUGGGCUUCUUCGGCCCCCUGCUGGUCAUCUGCCUCUGUUACCUGCUCAUCGUGGUCAAGGUGAAGUCGGCGGGGGUGCGGGCCGGCUUCACCAAGCGCCGGCGGUCGGAGCGCAAGGUGACGCGCAUGGUGGUGAUCAUCGUGGUGGUCUUCGUACUGUGCUGGCUGCCCUUCUUCAUCAUCAACAUGGUCAACCUGGUCUUCAUCCUCCCCGAGAACAACCUCAUGGCCGGCGUCUACUUCUUUGCCGUCAUCCUCUCCUACGUCAACAGCUGCGCCAACCCGCUGCUCUACGGCUUCCUCUCCGACAACUUCAAGCAGAGCUUCCGGAAGGUGCUCUGCAUCCACAAGGCCAACGGCGUGGAGGACGGGGACCCCAGCCAGCCCCGCACUGAAAAGACCACCACCCACGACUCCUUCCUUUCCCCGAGGAACCACGACUUCAACGGGCACGUACAGAACAGCCAGGUAGCGCCGCAUACUCCAACCUCACAAUCUCACUCCGCUGACCUCCAUCUGCACGCUGAACCCCUACCGGCGGCUGCUCUGCCAUCCCCGGCCAUGACCCCUGACCCCUCUCCGAGCGGCAAACAGGAAGUGAAGACACUUUGGGCACACUGACUGCUCCCCUCCCAUCCUGUGCAGGUUGCUCACCUCUGCUCCUGAAACUGGAUCCCAUACUGACUGUGCUGGACCAGGGAGAAGCUGGGACAGCCAGCUGCCAUCUUUGAUGGAUAAGCAUUAAUGUCUUUGAAAAACAGAAGAUAUAAAGGAAAAAUAAGGUAAAGCUGAGUGUCCAGCACAUACCAAAUCAUGUACACACUUGCACGCACACACACACAGCAAACAUGCAUACUGUGAAGAAUAAAUUCAGGCUUAGCCCUGUAACAGGCGUACAUUACUUUUUGCGCUGAAGCACAUUGCCAAAUUCAAAUUCAGAUACAUUUUUUUAAUCCCUUCAUUUCAAGUCUGAGAUACCAAAAUCCAUUCAGAUUUCAGUAGACUGGAGGCUUUUCUAGAACACCUGCUUCCUUGUCUCUUCCAAGCAGAACAACACUUUAAGAGGUCCCAAAUAUGUACACUCAAAAUCAGAUCACACUGGCAGAAUCAUUCUCUGUGAAAGUGCCUUUUAUAUAGGUUUGGUUACUCUGACUGAGACGCAUGACUUUAGGUACAAGAAUACCUGCCAUGUGCUUCAGACAUGGUUGCUUACAGUUGACUGGAAAAUCCCCCUCUCUUCUUUCCUCUGUCAGACUAUUUGAAGUGCAGCAUAAAACUCUGCUUCCACUGACCCACUUUAGCUGUAUGCGUUCUGUUCUAACGUGACCAGAUCUGGCGGUUUACAUUUCUUAGAUAUCCAUGGCUCAAGUGCUGCUGAUCUCAGAACAUCUUGAGAAAUUAAAUGUUUGUUUGUAAAUAUAAUUUUCGUAAAUCCGAAGGCUGUUGCAAGAUGUACCGUGGGCGUGGCUGAAUGCUAAAAGUACAAACAGCAAAAUGGCAGAGGAAUAUGAAGCAAUUAUCAGGCAGCUUUUAAAUGAAAAGUGAUACUGUUCAGUGGAUAAAAAAGGGAAUUGCACAGCGGGGAGGGAAUUUGGGGUGCUUAAAAAAAGUAAAUGCCAUCCUCAGUUGUGCGUGUGGCAGAAAAUCCUUCUAUUUCUCUAAAGCUGCUAACAAUUUGCUGCAGAUGUGUUAAGUGACAUCUUCAAAUGAGACAUCUUCGAACUCCCGAGUGGCCGAAGCCAAGUGAAGAUGCUUGUUAAAAGCGCAGGCUGAAUGCUAAAGCCGAUGACUUUGCAGGUUUCAGUACGGGCUGUGCUGUCAGCCGACAAAGGCUGAGCGUCUGCUGCAGAACACAGGCUUCUUUCCUUUGGGGGUGGGGUGGGUUAAGUCGGCCGUUUCUCCUCAUCCCCACUGCUCAUUAGAAACCUAUAGUGACUUGCGGGACACCAGGGAGUUACAAUGUCAAGGGAUACGCUCCUGUUCUCUAUUCAAAACUUGCUCCACCGUGGUGCACUGUGGGUCUGCUCACUGCAAUCAAGCGUAUUGCGGUCGUCACGGUUCAGCACCCCUACAUGAAUGUGGAGGAUGUUACUGUGGGGCAACAUUAA
Molecule: messenger RNA, 3607 nt
Organism: Megalops cyprinoides (Indo-Pacific tarpon)
Lineage: Eukaryota; Metazoa; Chordata; Actinopteri; Elopiformes; Megalopidae
Gene: sstr5
Product: somatostatin receptor type 5
Exons: 3
Coding region: 867-2120 (417 amino acids)
Biological process (GO): regulation of insulin secretion; neuropeptide signaling pathway; cellular response to glucocorticoid stimulus
Cellular component (GO): neuron projection; membrane
Molecular function (GO): somatostatin receptor activity; neuropeptide binding
Source: RefSeq, a predicted model, not a curated record